Chroicocephalus ridibundus (black-headed gull) is the source of this 1293-nucleotide messenger RNA. It is a transcript of the gene CLDN3, whose product is annotated as claudin 3. NCBI's taxonomy places the organism in Eukaryota, Metazoa, Chordata, Aves, Charadriiformes, Laridae. The record is from RefSeq and is a predicted model, not a curated record. Gene Ontology annotation, biological process: bicellular tight junction assembly; cell adhesion. The coding region runs from base 233 to 877 and encodes 214 amino acids. The transcript has a single exon. Gene Ontology annotation, molecular function: structural molecule activity. Gene Ontology annotation, cellular component: bicellular tight junction; plasma membrane.
AGGGUGUGGGACGGCAGGUGACGGUGACGGAGAGGAGCGUCCAGCACUGAAACCCCACCCCGGGCGGGCGCUGGAGCUCGGCCCCGCCAGCCCUUAUAACCGCAGGUGCACCCAGGUGUAAGCUGAUCCCAAGGGCUGCGAGCGGCGAAGGGUGACGGACACGGUUUCGGUCCCUGGGUCCUUCUCCGCCAUCGCCCGGAGAGCGGCAAGUCAAGCGGCAGCAGCGGCCACCAUGUCGAUGGGUUUGGAGAUCGGCGGGGUGUCCUUGUCAGUGCUGGGUUGGUUGUGCAGCAUCAUCUGCUGCGCCUUGCCCAUGUGGCGGGUGACGGCCUUCAUCGGCAACAACAUCGUGACGGCCCAGAUCAUCUGGGAAGGGCUGUGGAUGAACUGCGUGGUGCAGAGCACGGGGCAGAUGCAGUGCAAGGUCUACGACUCCAUGCUGGCCCUGCCGCAGGACCUGCAAGCCGCCCGCGCCCUGCUGGUGGUGGCCAUCGUCUUAGCCGUCCUGGGUUUAAUGGUGGCCAUCGUGGGCGCCCAGUGCACCCGCUGCGUGGAGGACGAGAGCACCAAAGCCAAGAUCACCAUCGUCUCCGGCGUCAUCUUCCUCCUCUCCGGUGUCAUGACCCUCAUCCCCGUCUCCUGGUCGGCCAACACCAUCAUCCGGGAUUUCUACAACCCGCUGGUGCUGGACGCGCAGAAGCGGGAGCUGGGCACCUCGCUCUACGUGGGCUGGGCGGCCUCCGCGCUCCUGCUGCUGGGGGGGGCCCUGCUCUGCUGCUCCUGCCCCCCCAAAGACGACAGGUACCCCACUGGCAAGGUGGCCUACUCCGCCCCACGCUCCGCCGUCACCAGCUACGACAAGAGGAACUAUGUCUGAGCCCCCCCGGCACCCCCCCGACAUCCCAUAUACACCCCCCCCCCGACCCCACCCCGAAACCCUCAUCGCCCUCCGCGGGGAACCGGGGACGGCGCGGUGGGGGGGAACGCGAAGGAGGGGACGGGGACGAGGACGGCGGCGGGGUCAGGGCCGGGCUAUGUAAAUAGAGACGGUUUCGGUUAAACAAGAGGCGGUUUCGGGUCGGCGGGAGACGCGGGGCCCGCGGUGCCCCUGCCCGCGCCGGUGGGACGGGACGGGGACAGGGAUGGGGACGGUGCCUCCCCCCCGCCCGGGUGUGUGUGUGUGUGUCCCCCUCCCCCAUCGCGACCGGCCGGGCACCGUCUGUCCCUGUUACGCGUGGUCUGUACCGGUUACAUUUGUCAAUAAACACGUCCUGUUUUGGUAAAACGAGUGUU